AUGGGAUCAUCAAGGCGAAUUGGGCGAACGGAUGGGCAAGCUGAGCGCAAAGGGCUUGGGCUCAUUCGGAUGUGGUUCUACGAGGACCUCACGUCGGAGGUCAGGACGAUUCGGGCGACGUGGUUAUUUCUGGACAACGCGUGGCGUGUGCUUUCUAGCCAAGCAGAUGCGCGACCAGCAAAGCCGGAGUUUUGUUGCGAAGGCCACAUCGCUCAGUCCUUCUUCUUCUUCCUCUUCCUCCUCCUUCUCCUCCUCCCUCUUCCGCCUUAUAUCUACCCUCCCUCUGCCCGCCAUGUCCCCUCAUCAUACCUGCUAACACACGCCCAAUCCUCCUCUCCUCGGCGACCAGCCCCUCUCAGGCUCACCAAGCUCGCCCCUGGACAGCCCCUGCUCGUCGUUCGCCUCAUCUUCCCCCUCAUCCCAUCCCCGUCACCCUCCCCUCGUCGCACCACCAUGUACAGGACAUACUGUCCGUGUCCUCGACCCAUCCUCAAACGUCCUGCGACAGAAUCCGACCUCCCCACCACCUCCGUCGCUCGAGACGAGCCAGCUGAGCUCCUCGCCAUCGACCGCGGUGUCCUCCAACCCGUCGUCCGCUUCCCCUCAAAACCCACCCUCUCCAAAACGUUCUCCGUCGACUCUGCUGCCCAGUAUGACCGCUCGCCCAUCGUAGUCCAACCUAAUCGCUGUGCUCUCCCCGCCCGCGGCUGCCCAGGUCGCACCUACGCCGUCGACGACGAGCUCCAUUCCCGCAUGCCCCCCUCCCCCUCUCCGUCCGCCCGCUCUGGUCGCCACCAACAUCCUCGUGCCUCGCCGUCGUACCCCCACCAGCGCGACGACGACGAUGCCGAGGACGACGACCUCACCCCCCGCGCAACCCCCGUCGCAACGAUGCCCGUCCUCCCUCCCCUUAUCCCCGAUCUAUCUUCCGAGUCUGACGAGAGCGACGGCUUCGCGAGUCCUGCCCCUGACUAUGCUGUCCCUGCUGCCGCGUAUGGUCGCACAGGCCUUGCCAUGUCACGUACCAAAGCACACGGCGCGGACUCGCUCGGACUGAGCUUCUCGGCGAUGCAGCUCACAAACUCGCCCAGUGCGCUUGCAUUUCUCCCGCAUCCGCCCUCGCCCCGCAUGCGCACGUCGCCAUCUGCUCCCGGUCACCCGCCAGAGCAGCUCGAUGAGCGCGCGCGCACACGCCACCGCCUCUCGUCAGCCGCUCGUUCGUCGUCGCCCUCGUCGACGAGUCCCAACCGACAGAACUGCUGUAGUAGUCCCACGCGGAGACGUCAUCGUCCGCGGGCGAGCGCAAGUCCGGAUGCGCUGCGCGGGCGGUACAAGGCGUUGUCGGAGAAGAGCGCCCUGAGCGGAUGCACGCUUGCCGUGCUCGACCAGGGUUGCCUGGGGGGCUUCUGA
Fibroporia radiculosa is the source of this 1410-nucleotide messenger RNA. RefSeq lists its product as uncharacterized. NCBI's taxonomy places the organism in Eukaryota, Fungi, Basidiomycota, Agaricomycetes, Polyporales, Fibroporiaceae. Bases 1 to 1410 code for a protein of 469 amino acids. The transcript is spliced from 4 exons. The record is from RefSeq and is a predicted model, not a curated record.